Malus domestica (apple) is the source of this 4258-nucleotide messenger RNA. Its product is annotated as LRR receptor-like serine/threonine-protein kinase RPK2. NCBI's taxonomy places the organism in Eukaryota, Viridiplantae, Streptophyta, Magnoliopsida, Rosales, Rosaceae. The record is from RefSeq and is a predicted model, not a curated record. Gene Ontology annotation, molecular function: protein kinase activity; protein binding; ATP binding. Gene Ontology annotation, biological process: protein phosphorylation.
GAAAAAAGAAGAACGCGUUUUCUUCCCAAAAGAAACACAGCUGAAUGACUCCUCCGCUCUCUCUCUCUCUCUCUCCUCCUCCGCUCUCUACCUCUCUCUCAUCAGGGACCAACAAAAUUAGGGUUAGGUUUCCAUAAACCCCUUUUUACUCUUUCUGUGCAAGUCCAAGGGAAGGAAAGGGUUUUUGGGGUUUUGAUCUCUUGGGUUCCGGAGACCCUUUUCUCUGCGGCAGGAUCGACAUGAAUUCCCCAAUUUUCAAGAGGAAUACGCAGUCUCUGAGCAAAAUCCGAGUAGCGGCACCGCGCCGGUAGCUUUCCACUGUUUCGAUUUGAAUUUCAGGGCAAGAAAAAAAAAAGCAGAUUUCAAAGGAAAGUCAAAGGAUUUUACUCCCACUGAUGCGAGCCGCCAUGGCCUCCGAAAGACGGCAUUCAUGUAAGAGCAAGAAGCGGUCGAGCUACUGACGAAUUAUAGUCAUAAUCUAGCUGAAAUUUGAACCGCUUAACUGAAAGAGUUUUUGAGAUAUGGGUUUUUCUCUAUCUUCCUCUUCGGUCAUCAAAGGACAUGUUUUUCGCAGACCCACUUCUCCAGUGUUUGUUCUGAAGCUUGUUUUGCUCUUGUGGGUGUUCUUUACUUCUCAGAACUGUGCUGUUCUCGCUGAUACUGACGCAUCGGUGCUUCUUGAGCUAAAAAUCUCUGUCUUGGAUCCGUCGGGCUUGCUUUCUGGCUGGGAUGGUCGGCUCAAUUCUGGUCAUUGCUCAUGGCCUGGCGUCUUCUGCAACUCAAAUUCUCGGGUGGUUUCACUCAACAUUACUGGGAAUGGAGGAGAAACCGAAGGUAGAUCGAAAACUAUUGCAUGCUCAGAUUUUGCUCAGUUGCCGCUUUAUGGAUUUGGAAUCAGGAGGAGCUGUGAGGGUAGUAGAGGAAGAUUGGCUGGGAAGCUCCCGCCUGUAAUUGGUAAGCUCACUGAGCUUAGGGUUUUGUCCCUCCCCUUCAAUGGUUUUGAGGGUGAAAUUCCUAGUGAAGUUUUGGGCUUGGAAAAUUUGGAGGUUCUUGAUCUUGAGGGAAACUCGAUAACUGGGUCGCUGCCCUUUCCGCUUAAUCCAAAUUUGAGGGUUCUUAAUCUGGGGUUUAAUAGGAUUGAAGGUGAGAUACCGACCUCGUGGUCAAAUUAUAUGAGCCUAGAGAUCUUGAAUUUAGCUGGGAAUCUCGUAAACGGGACAAUUCCAGGUUUCAUUGGUAGGUUAAAGGCGGUGUACUUGUCAUACAAUUCACUUAGUGGAGAUGUUCCCAGCGAGAUUGGAGCCAAGUGUGGGAAGCUUGAGCAUCUUGAUUUGGCGGGUAAUUUCUUGGUUCAUAAAAUUCCAAGCAGUUUGGGAAAUUGCAGCCAGUUGAGGACGUUGUUGCUGUAUUCAAAUAUGUUUGAAGAGGGUAUUCCAGCUGAACUUGGACGGCUUCAAGCUCUGGAAGUGUUGGAUGUGUCGAGGAAUAGCCUGAGUAGUUCAUUACCACCCGAGCUGGGGAAUUGUUCUCAGUUGUCUGCCCUUGUGCUGUCAUCUAUGUUUAAUCCACUUCCACUAGUCAAUGAUACUGUAGUGGACUCUUUGCUGGAGCAGUUGAAUGCUAUGAGUGACGACUUCAAUUACUUUCAAGGUACAAUGCCUGUAGAAAUUACAACCCUUCCAAAGCUAAGGAUCUUGUGGGCACCAAGGGCAAGUAUUGAGGGCACUUUCCCAAGCAAUUGGGGUGGUUGUGAGUACUUAGAGAUGAUCAAUUUGGCUCAGAACUUUUUGACUGGGGAAAUUCCUAGCGGACUUAGUCGCUGCAGGAACCUUCAAUUUCUUGACGUGAGCUCUAACAGGCUUAGUGGGGAGCUUUUUCAGGAUCUUCAUGUUCCUUGUAUGGAUAUGUUUGAUAUCAGCGGAAACAUCUUGUCAGGUUCAAUACCUGAAUAUUUCAACAAAACUUGUGGUUCUCCUUUGAGAGAUUUUUCUUUCAAGUAUGAGGAUCCGUCCUCACACUAUGUAGCAUUUUUUGCUUCUAAAUCCCAAGUUGGAAACCCAUUGCAAAUGCAUGGGGAGGUUGAUGGUCUUAUAGUAGCACACAACUUUGCGCACAAUAAUUUUACUGGCACUUUGCAGACACUGCCUAUUGCACCUGAAAGACUUGGGAAGCAAACUUUUUAUGCAUUCUUUGCUGGAGAAAACAAGCUUUCUGGAGAAUUUCCAGGUAACUUAUUUGGCAAGUGUGAGGGAUUGGAGUGGCUGAUUGUUAAUGUUAACAACAAGUUAGAAGGUCAGAUUCCUGCUGAAUUUGGCACUAUGUGCAAAUCUCUUAAAGUUUUAGAUGCAUCUCGGAAUCAGAUGGUUGGUCCUAUUCCCCCUACCAUUGGGAAAUUGUCUCUUGUCGCCCUUAAUUUGAGUUGGAACAUGUUGAAGGGUGAAAUACCAACCAGUCUUGGCCAGAUAACUGAUCUGACGUAUCUAUCCUUAUCUGGCAAUCUCCUUACAGGUGUCAUUCCGUCUAGCUUGGGGCAGCUUUCCUCUUUAGAAGUGCUUGAACUUUCUUCAAACUAUCUCACUGGCGAGAUACCAAAUGAUCUUGUGAAUCUGCGAAACCUGACUGCUCUUCUGCUGGACAAGAAUAAUAUUUCUGGUCAGAUUCCAUCUGGAUUGGCAAAUAUGACCACACUGUCAUCUUUCAAUGUGUCUUUCAAUAACAUAUCAGGUUCACUGCCUGCGAAUAAUAACCUGAUGAAAUGCAGUGCUGCUAUUGGAAACCCAAAUCUACACUCUUGCCCCAUGUUGUCUCAGACACAGCCAGCUUUGGAUUCCCAAGGAAGAGUUGGCGAUUCACAACCUCUUGCUGCUUCACCAAUGGGAGGUCCAGCUCAGAGGAGUGGGAAUGGUUUCAGUCCAAUUGAGAUAGCAUCCAUUACAUCUGCAUCGGCCAUAGUUUCAGUGCUGCUUGCUCUUGUUGUUCUGUUCUUGUAUACACGGAAAUGGAAUCCAAAGUCUGGAACUCAAGUGUCUACCCGGAAGGAAGUUACAGUUUUCACAAACAUUGGGGUUCCGUUGACCUUUGAGAAUGUUGUGCGAGGCACAGGAAGUUUCAAUGCUAGCAACUGCAUCGGGAAUGGAGGUUUUGGAGCUACCUACAAGGCAGAGAUAUCACCUGGAAUCGUGGUGGCAAUUAAACGGCUUUCAGUUGGAAGGUUCCAAGGAGUUCAACAGUUUCAUGCAGAAAUUAAAACCCUUGGUAGGCUUCGGCAUCCAAAUCUUGUCACUUUGCUUGGUUAUCACGCCAGUGAUACAGAGAUGUUUCUAAUAUACAACUAUUUGGCGGGUGGUAAUUUGGAAAAGUUUAUUCAGGAAAGGUCUACAAGGGCUGUGGAUUGGAGGGUACUUCACAAGAUUGCUUUGGACAUAGCCCGUGCACUUGCCUACCUACAUGAUCAAUGCGUACCACGUGUUCUUCAUCGGGACGUCAAGCCGAGCAAUAUUUUGUUGGAUGAUGAUUUUAAUGCGUAUCUCUCAGACUUUGGUUUGGCCAGACUUCUGGGAACUUCAGAGACUCAUGCUACUACCGGUGUUGCUGGAACGUUUGGAUAUGUUGCCCCGGAAUAUGCAAUGACUUGCCGAGUUUCAGAUAAGGCUGAUGUAUAUAGUUAUGGCGUUGUGCUACUGGAGUUACUCUCUGACAAGAAGGCACUGGAUCCCUCCUUCUCUUCGUAUGGAAAUGGAUUCAACAUCGUUCAGUGGUCAUGUAUGCUUCUUCGGCAAGGCCGGGCAAAGGAAUUCUUCACCGCUGGGUUAUGGGAUGCAGGUCCCCAUGAUGACUUAGUAGAAGUUCUUCACUUGGCAGUAGUGUGCACGGUUGACUCUCUCUCAACUAGGCCUACAAUGAGGCAAGUUGUACGACGGCUUAAGCAACUUCAGCCUCCAUCUUGCUAGCUGCUUUACAAGGUUUGUAGUGGUUAACAUUAGUAGUCUGUAGAAAGAGGAGCUCCAUUUGUCACAUGUGCCUGCGCAUUCGGUGCGCUUUGGUGACACUGGUGCUAGGUUGAUUUCUAAACCUUAGUGAUCCAACUUGUACAUUGUAUGAUAGUUCUGCCCCCAAUUUUUUUCAAUGUUUCUUCUCCGAAUAGGGGCCUGGCCAGCGAAUCUGCAGAAGAAUGCAGAUAUUCCAUUUCCUCGUCUUAUACGUGUAUAUUCAGCUUCAUUUGUUCAAUAAAACAUAGAGUUGAUAUGUUUUCUGGAAA